This is a messenger RNA of Perca fluviatilis (European perch), 1321 nucleotides long. It is a transcript of the gene fbxo36a, whose product is annotated as F-box protein 36a. The transcript has 4 exons. Bases 486 to 1013 code for a protein of 175 amino acids. Lineage: Eukaryota; Metazoa; Chordata; Actinopteri; Perciformes; Percidae. The record is from RefSeq and is a predicted model, not a curated record. Gene Ontology annotation, molecular function: protein binding.
UUCAUCCGCUCGUGGAGGACUACUUAACGCUACUUAUGAUUUUAGUUUUCGGUACUUCCUUGUUUUUUAGCCAAAGUUGCCACUGAGAGCACUGGAUGUUUUGCUCUGUAAAUAUAUGACUAUAAAGCCAUAUACAAGCGCUGAAUUCGUCGUUAUUUAAAGAUAAUAAACCGCAACACUGGAGUCAUUGGUAACAUUAUCUCAUCACAAAUAUGCACUAUAAACCAGUCCGCCGGGUCGUGACCCCCCCCCCCACACACACACACACACAAUUAUUACACAGACAUACCGUUAUAUCUAUAAAUUAAUUUGAUGGCCAACAUUACCUCUGGUCAUCACCUCACACAGAAAUAAAAUGAUUCUUUAUUUUAUUUCUAUGAAUGUAACAUCCAUCAAAUGGUUUCCAAGCUGCCGUUAAGUAGCUAAAUAAUUAAUAGUUAUUACAGUUGCUUUUCAGUUGUCAUGGUUACAAUUCUGCAUCCAAAAUGGCGUCUUUGCUCGGACAGCAUCUUUUUGAAAUUAGUGGUCAGGGUCCACCUCCUCAAAAAGAUUUUUUCCAACUUCUUAUUACCAAAGAUGAGGUAAUAUGGACAUCAUGGGAGAUUUCUGUGCGACUUGAUGCCCGGGGCGCUGCACCCAGAGAGCUGAAGACAUCCCAUUCUGAUUUUAUACAUCAGAAAAUGCUACAGCAACAAGUUAGUUCUGUUUUCGGAGAGAGGAUCCUGGACCACACAAGAUCACUUUGUCAAGGAAAGUUUGAUUACCUGGAGCGCUUACCUGAUGACAUAAUGCUACAAAUCCUGUCCUACCUAGAGCUAAAAGAUACGACACUGUUGGCACAGGCUUCACAGAGAUUCAGAAAGCUCUGCAACUCUGAGAUGUUUUGGGAGCAGACUGUGAGGAAUCGCUGUGCUGAGUUCACCAGUGACAUGGAGGGCAUAGGAAAUUGCAUGGGCUGGAGGAAGAUGUUUUUUACCUUUUUCCACACUAGUGGCAGCGAGGAGCAGCAGUGAAGCAACUGAUCAGUUGUAUUACGGUUUUGAAACAACUGCAAUACAAAUGCUAUCACAGUAGAUGGAUAGUCAGUAUUAAUUUUGUACUUUGUGAAACAAGAGCCAAUGUUUUCAUUGAGGUUUAUUGAGUGUUAAAUGUACUGUUGAGAUGUGUGAUUUACAAAAAGUGUAAAUUGUAUUAGUUUAAAAGUGCCAAAUAUUCUUCAAAACAAAUCAGUAUUUGUAUGUGUUGCUACUUUCUUGUUAAACUUGGGAUGAUAACAAUUACCACCAGUAUGUAAUGAAUAAAUGUCGUCACUUGCAAGUUA